This is a messenger RNA of Malaya genurostris, 3315 nucleotides long. RefSeq names its product DNA ligase 4 (gene DNAlig4). Gene Ontology annotation, cellular component: DNA-dependent protein kinase-DNA ligase 4 complex; DNA ligase IV complex. The transcript is spliced from 2 exons. NCBI's taxonomy places the organism in Eukaryota, Metazoa, Arthropoda, Insecta, Diptera, Culicidae. The coding region runs from base 274 to 3099 and encodes 941 amino acids. The record is from RefSeq and is a predicted model, not a curated record. Gene Ontology annotation, biological process: double-strand break repair via nonhomologous end joining; DNA recombination; DNA biosynthetic process. Gene Ontology annotation, molecular function: DNA binding; DNA ligase (ATP) activity; ATP binding.
CACAAUUUUUCAGAUCUUUAAACGUAUGCACACAGAUCCCAACCAAACAUAAAUGUCAAAUCCAGCCAGCUGAUUCCGUACGUACAGGGAGUGGAAUUUGUAUUUACUUACACCAUCAAGCCAACCAUGAAUGAACUUGUACGUGCCUCGUACUGAAGAUGUGCGAUUCUUUUUUGUGUACAAGUCUGCUUUUAAAGGGCCGUUUGUGGAUUUAUUUUUCAUAUAGUGCUUUUAAAUUAACGUUGUUAUAAUCUUUCGUGUUGUUUGAAGGAAAUGUCCGAACUGCAGUGUAUAUCCAAGCAUGUCAAAUUUAGUGAAAUUAGUGCAAUCUUAGAAAAAGUAAAAAGUACCAAAAUCCCGGCCAAACGCGAUCAAACCCUACGGCGCUACUUUACUUCCUUCUUUCAGUUCCAGAAAGAAUUUCGUCAGAAGUAUGGUGAUUCGGUGCCUUCCAGCAUAUUUCCAAUUCUUCGUCUGCUCCUGCCAACGGUUGACCGAGAGCGCGAUUCCUAUGGACUGCGGAUAAAAUCAUUGCGUGAUAUGUACGUCAAAGUACUGGGCAUCAGUGAUUCCAGUGUAGAAGCACAGAAACUAUCCGGUUUUGAUGAUUCCGGAUCAGGAAGUGCUGGAGGCGGAGAUUUCGCAGAGCGAGUCUUCACUUUAAUGCGUGGUCGUUGCCCACAAGAAUGUCGACUAACCGUAUGGGAUAUCAACAAUAGGCUAGAUGCAAUAGGAAAACACUACCACAACGGUGGCCAACGUUUGAAGAUACAGGACGAAUUGAUUCUAAUGAUCGAAGGACUUACUCAAUUGGAUCAAAAGUGGUUGGUUCGAAUUAUUUUGAAGAACUUAAGACUCGGUGUGGGUCAACAGAAGCUGCUGUCACUAUACCAUCCGAAAGCAGGACUUUUGUUUGAUCGAUUCAGCAAUUUGUCUAAAGUAUGCGAAGUCGUAGAGAAUGGAGAAGAUUUGGCGGAACUUCAAGUUCAAAAGACCGAAAUGUCCGUGCAGAUAUUUAAUCCAGUGAAACCGAUGCUUUGUCAAAGGGUCAACUUAAAAAUUGUGAACGAUAUGUUGCAGAAGGAGGAAUUUUGGCUGGAAACCAAAAUGGAUGGAGAAAGGUUCCAAAUUCAUAAAGAUAGGAAUGUUUUCAAAUAUUUUUCUCGGAAUACCAUCGAAUACAGUAGAGUGUUUGGAGAAACUUCUAACCAUUCAGGAUCAUCUUUAACUCCUUGUCUAUCAAGUUUGCUGUCAACAACCGUUCAAAGCAUGAUUUUAGACGGAGAAAUGAUGGUAUUCGACAAAAUCGAACUGACAUACCACGAUAAAUGCGAGAAUACUGAUGUGAAAAAUAUCAAGGGUGAUAACCCUAGCAUUCGGCCAUGUUUUUGUGUGUACGACAUACUCUAUCUGAACGGAAAAAGUCUAUUAACAGUGCCGUAUGCUGAGAGGAUUCGUUUAUUAGGAACAGUGGUUAAAGAAAGCCCCGGAAUAUUAACGUAUUGCCGGCGAACCAAAGUGGAAAACAGUGAACAUCUUGUUCAACUUUUGAAUCAAGCUAUCGAUGCACGUCAAGAGGGAGUCGUGAUAAAGAAGCAGGAUUCUGUCUAUAGUCCAAAUGAACGAAAUGCUGGUUGGUAUAAAAUAAAACCCGACUAUAUUGACAAUUUGGUUUCCGAUUUUGAUUUGUUAAUACUUGGCGGAUUUUACAAUUACAAGAAAACGGCUAUCAAUACAUGGCUUGUGGGAGUCCUGGAUUCCCGUCCAACCAACGACAAAGAUACGCCAUCGUUUUCUACUGUCACGAAGGUGGCAAUGGGUUUAUCCAACGAUCAAUGGAAGCUAUUAAACACAUCACUACGACCUCAUUGGCGAGAAGUGUUAUCUCAGAAAGUAGGUCGCAGUACAAUUAGUGAAGAACCACCAGGACUUCAUUGGGGUCGUACUCCUCCAAACGUAUGGAUACCUCCAAAACAUUCGAUUGUGCUUCAAUUGAAAGGUUCAGAAUUGGUCAGAAGCGAUUCAUACGGUACCACUUAUACCAUUCGUUUUCCUCGAGUUAUGGCAAUUCGCAGUGAUAAAAGUUAUCUGGAUGUUUGUACGAAACAAGAAUUCGAUCAACUAUGCACUUCAAAUACUUCAGUAACCAAAUUGGCUAAGCGGCAUGUAACUGCGUCAGAUUUGAUCUCUGAUACUGGUUCCACAGGAUCCAAUCGAAAGCGCAAGCGAUCAUCAGCCGUUCAGUCUCGUCGUGUGGUAAACUUUCCACAUGCCUUUGAUUCAGUUGCUGCCGUUCUCGAGGUUCAGCAGAUCGAUAGCAUCUGUUCUGGAUUGGACUUUUGUGUACUCACGUCAGCUAAAAAUUGUCCUCCAGUAACGGAAAUAGAAUCGAUGAUUCUUCGUCAUGGAGGGCGAUUAGUGAAAAAUCCAGGUCCGAAGACAUACGCGGUAGUAGCCGGUGAUCGAACUUUCCGUGUAGAGCGCAUUAUUGACAGUGGGAAAUAUAAUGUUGUCUCUAUUGAGUGGCUGAUUCGAGCCUUGGCUGGAUCUGAACCGAGGCAGGAAUUAUUGAAAUUCAAACCAAACGAUAUGCUGGCCAUCACUCCCGAAACCCAAAAACAAAUGGCAGAUCAGUUUGACCGUUUCGGAGACUGUUUGAUUAGCCCGAUUACCAGUUUAGAUGAGAUGCGAGCUUUGUUGAAGCAGAUGAAUGUUGAUGGAUUGCAGUUAUCUGUAUCGGAGCUACAACAGGGACAAAUAGAAAUUCUUGGUAAAACAUCUGGCUUUCGAAUAUUUAGUGGAAUUGUUGCCCGAUUAUACGAUGCGAACUUAGAUGACGAUGUCGAUCGGUACAAAAGCAAAUUUUGCAUGCUAAAAUUUGUUAGAGCUGGUGGACAAUGGGUGCCUAAUGAAGUUGAUAAUUGUGUUUCAAAUAUAUUUGUUCUUAAAAAUGAGGCGCUGAGUAGUGAUCACCUAAAGCAGUGGAUUCGCAGUUUUCCAAAACAAAACAUUGAGCCAAAAAUCUUGCAACUUGAAUGGAUAAAAAAAUGUUUAUGUGAUAAGAGUUUAUGUGAGACGCAAUUGUACAGAGUGUUUUAAUUCUUAUUGGAACAAAAUUUUAAUAUAUUAUUGAAUAAUAAAAUUUUAUUUUAUUCUACAUCAUGUAUUCUGUUGGGAACAUGAACCUGGUUUUUACUCUGCAAAGACUUUUAUGCAAUCUUAAUUAUUAAUCGUUAUGUUUCAGUUUUGCUGCUUCGCAGGAUGCGAAAAAAACCUACUAACCGAAAUAAACACUUAGCACAUUUUGUUCGAUAA